AUGUUACGGUCAGAGAGAAAUAAAACUGCGGCCACGUUCACUCUCUUGGGCUUCUCAGAUUUCCCAGAACUGCAAAUCCCCCUCUUCUUGAUUUUUCUGGCCAUCUACAGUGUCACUGUUGUAGGGAAUAUUGGGAUGAUUGUAAUAAUCAGAAUUAACCCCAAAAUGCACACCCCUAUGUACGUUUUUCUCAGCCACCUCUCAUUUGUGGAUUUCUGCCUUUCCUCCAGCGUUACUCCUAAGACCCUGGUGAACCUAGUUGCGGAAGACAGAACCAUUUCACUUUCAGAAUGUGUAGUACAAUUCUUUUUCUUUUGUACCUUUGCAGUAACUGAAUUCUUUUUAUUAGCUGUGAUGGCCUAUGACCGCUUUGUGGCCAUUCGUAACCCUCUGCUCUACACAGUUGCCAUGUCCCAGAAACUCUGUGCCAUGCUAAUGGGUGGAUCUUAUGCAUGGGGAGUAGCUUGUUCCUUGAUACUCACAUGCUCUGCUAUCAAAUUAUCAUUUCAGGGUUUCAACACAAUUAAUCAUUUCUUCUGUGAAUUCUCCUCAUUGCUGUCCCUCUCUUGCUCUGAUACUUAUGUCAAUCAGUUGCUCCUUUUCAUUUCUGCCACCUUUAAUGUGGUCAGCACACUACUCAUCAUUCUCAUGUCUUAUGUAUUUAUCAUUGUCACCAUCCUCAAGAUGCAUUCAGCCAGUGGGCGCCGCAAAGCCUUCUCCACCUGUGCCUCCCACCUGACUGCCAUCACCAUCUUCCACGGCACCAUCCUCUUCCUCUACUGUGUUCCCAACUCCAAAAACUCCAGGCACACAGUCAAGGUGGCCUCUGUGUUUUACGCAGUAGUGAUCCCCAUGUUGAAUCCUCUGAUCUACAGUCUGAAAAAUAGGGAUGUCAAGGAUACAGUCAGCAAAAUAAUAAAAACAAAUUUUCAUAUUGAAUGCAUGCAUUGGUAA
This is a messenger RNA of Diceros bicornis minor, 954 nucleotides long. Its product is annotated as olfactory receptor 5D18-like. NCBI's taxonomy places the organism in Eukaryota, Metazoa, Chordata, Mammalia, Perissodactyla, Rhinocerotidae. Gene Ontology annotation, molecular function: odorant binding; G protein-coupled receptor activity; olfactory receptor activity. The coding region runs from base 1 to 954 and encodes 317 amino acids. The record is from RefSeq and is a predicted model, not a curated record. The transcript has a single exon. Gene Ontology annotation, cellular component: membrane. Gene Ontology annotation, biological process: sensory perception of smell; G protein-coupled receptor signaling pathway.